ACCCUGCAGAGCACUGCAGUCAGUCAUGGCUCGUCCUGUAAGUCAGAUGUGGACAUGGACUCUGUGUGUCCUUUGGAGUGGGAUAUGUGUUGCUCAACAGGCUACAGUACCCCAUUACAUGGUGACCAUACCUGCAGUUCUAGAGGCUGGAGCUGAGACUAAAUUCUGUGUGAGCCUCUUGGAACCAGGUGAAAUGAUGGCCAUGACCAUCACUUUGAGGUCCCAGGAAAAGAACACAACUCUUUAUGAGAAAUCGUCCAGCACAGAGUUUCAUGACUGCAUUCAGUUUCAGGUUCCUUUAGUAACAAACGAAGAUGUGCAAACAUUUGAGGUGGAAGUACGAGGAAACACUUUUCACUCAGUAGAAGCCAGAAAAGUCAUGAUUAAAGCCUAUAAACCAAAGACCUUUAUCCAAACGGAUAAACCGAUCUACCUCCCUGGACAGACAGUGCAUUUCAGAGUUGUCACAUUGGACUCCAAGUUAAGACUUGCCAAUGAGCUGUAUAACAUCAUUGAAGUGGAGGAUCCUCUCAACAACAGGAUUGGACAGUGGCUCAAUGAAACCUCCAAUAGCAAAAUACUACAACUUUCUUACUCCUUGAACUCUGAGGCUCGUGACGGAUCUUAUGAAAUCAUUGUCUCAGUGGGUGAAAGAAAAACAUAUCACAGCUUCAAGGUUGAGAAAUACGUUUUGCCCAAAUUCUCUGCAACAGUAAAUGUAAAAGAUGAAAUAAGUAUUGGGUCAGAAGAAUUUGAUGCUGAAGUAUGUGCAAAGUACACGUAUGGACAGCCUGUGCCAGGAAGUAUUACAGUUAAGGCGUGUCGACCUAUUAUGCACUAUUAUUUUGGUCCGCAAGCUAGAAGCCCAGACGAAGAUGAGAUAACUGAGCCAUGUGACACAAAGACAAAGGAGACAGACAAUACAGGAUGUGCUACAUUUGAAUUCAAAAUGUCAGCAUUUACCAGAAUUGACAAUAAGAUAUUGCAAGACCAAUUGUACAUCAGUGCCACUGUGGAAGAGGAAGGAACAGGUGUUUCACAUUCACAAAUGAAUAAAAUAAGGAUUUCAUAUGUUAUUGGAAGUAUCUCUUUUGUUGACACUCCCAAGCUUUAUGAACAAGGAAAAAAUGUGGAAGGGAAAGUUAAAGCAGUUCAUUACAAUGACACGCCUAUUGCUCACAUGCCGAUACACCUGUUUAAGGGUGAAAGGUGGUCCGCUCAGCUGGUGCAAAAUCUCACAACUGACAUAAAUGGUAUUGCCACCUUUUCUCUUAGCACGGACACAUUUAGUGGUGAUGUUCAUCUCCACCUAAGCAAGACACCAACUUUGGAGUUUCCUCCAUAUAGAGCUUCUCACUAUGACACAGCACAUCAUGUAUUGUCUAUUUCCCAACCACCUUCAUAUGAGACCAAAACAGUCAGCUCACUAGAGGUGCAGCAGAGUACAAAACUUUCUUGUGACAAAGAAGAGGACAUCAAUGUUCUGUACACGUUUGUGCAUGAACCCAAGGGUUCUAUGGAUGUUGUGUAUCUGGUCCUAUCUAGAGGAGCUAUUGUUGUCCAGGGACGAAAACAGGUCCAACUAGAAGAUAAAUCUGUGAAUGCAGGCAUGGUGUCCUUUAAGUUGACAAUGACUCCAGACAUGGCACCAGAGAUCCAGUUUGUGGUUUACGCUGUCCUGUCCAGUAAGGAUGUGAUUGCUCACAGUGCUGAUUUCUCUACUGAGAAAUGCUUCAGUAAUCAGGUGUCGCUGGAGUUUUCUACAUCUUCAGCUGUACCAGGAGAGGAGACCAAAAUGCGUCUGAGUGCCCAGCCGGACUCUUUGUGUGGUGUCAGUGCCGUUGAUCAGAGUGUGCUUAUCAAGGAGCCAGGAAAGACUCUGGAUGCUGAUAAGAUAUUCAACUUGCUGCCUGUCAGAAAAGUCACAUAUAUCCCAUAUCAAAUUCAAGAUGAUACGCAGUGUUUACAUGUGAGGCCAAAGAGAUAUGUUCUACCUUAUCCUGGUCAAGAUACCAGUGAUGCCCACACAGUUUUCCAGAAUGUUGGACUGAAGAUAGCAACAAACCUUCAUAUAAAAGUGCCCUCAUGUCUCAAAUUUAAGGGAAGAGAAUACCAUCUAGGUUAUGUAGGGUAUGGUAUUCAAUAUUCGAAAAUGGAUUCAAUGGCUGCACCAGGCUUGUCAAGAGGUAUUCCAGCAGUUGGAGCAUCUCUCGGUCCCAUGAACAACGCUGAACCAAUCGAGACAGUCCGGACCUUCUUCCCAGAGACUUGGAUAUGGGAUCUGGUGGAAACUGGAGAGUCUGGAUCAAAGGAUGUUUCUGUAACUGUCCCAGACACCAUUACCACCUGGGAGACGGAGACUUACUGUUUGUCCCCUAAUGGUUUCGGUUUAGCUCCUCGACAAAAGCUCACAGUCUUCCAGCCUUUCUUCCUUGAGCUCACCCUGCCGUACUCCAUCAUCCGGGGAGAAAACUUUGAACUGAAGGCAACCGUUUUUAACUACCUGACCAGCUGCAUUAUGCUGAAAGUGACAGCAGACCCCUCUGCAGAUUUCACCCUCACCCCUCUCUCUGGUGACCAGUACACCACCUGUCUGUGUGGCAGUGAGCGCAAGACCCUCAGCUGGACUAUGACUCCCACCUCCUUAGGGGUUGUGAAUGUGACGGUGACUGCUGAGGCAAUUACAUCUCAUGUCUCUUGUGACAAUGAGGUUGUGAGCGUUCCAGAGAGAGGUCGCAUUGAUGUUGUAACCCGGCCUCUCAUCGUAAAGGCUGAAGGAAUUGAAGUGACAAAGACUCACAACUGGCUCCUCUGCCCUGAAGGAAAAGCUUUGACAGAGAAAACAGAGCUGCUCCUUCCUGAAAAUGUGAUUAGUGGAUCUACUCGUGCAUCAGCAUCGGUCCUGGGUGACAUUCUGGGCCGAGCCCUGAAGAACCUGGAUGGACUGCUGCAGAUGCCGUACGGAUGUGGAGAGCAGAACAUGGCUCUAUUGGCUCCUAACAUCUACAUUCUUGAAUAUCUACAGAGUACACAGCAGCUGACUCCUGCCAUUAAAGAAAAGGCCUUUAACUUCUUAACCAGUGGGUACCAGAGACAGCUGAACUACAAAGACCAUGAUGGUGCAUACAGCACGUUUGGAACAGGACCAGGAAACACUUGGCUGACGGCUUUUGUACUGAGAUCGUUUUAUAAAGCUCAAACAUUUGUUUACAUCGACCCAACAAAGAUUGAAGAAUCAAAGACUUGGUUGGUGAACAAACAACGUAAAAACGGCUCUUUUGAACAGUCAGGAAAGCUCUUUAACAACAAAAUGAAGGGUGGAGUGUCUGAUGAAGUGACACUAAGUGCUUACAUAACUGCUGCCUUCUUGGAAAUGAAAAUGCCCACAGAUGAUCCUGUAAUGGCCAAAAGUCUGUCGUGGCUCAAAGGCUCCAUCAAUGACUUCAGCAACACCUACACUACAGCUCUGCUGGCGUAUGUCUUCUCUCUGGCAGGGGACAUGGAGACCAGUGAUCACCUUCUGCAACAUCUUGACUCAGUUGCAGUUAAACAAGGGGGUUCAACCCACUGGUCUCAGACAGCAUCAGAAACAUCCGCCUCUCUGUCUGUGGAGAUCAGCUCCUAUGUGAUGAUGGCCAAACUCACUCAGUCCCACUCUGCUGAAGACCUGGGCUAUGCCUCCAGCAUUGUUCGGUGGCUGACGAGUCAGCAGAACUAUUAUGGAGGCUUCUCUUCUACUCAGGACACGGUGGUGGCGCUCCAGGCUCUGUCUCUCUACUCAAGUCGAGUUUUCAGUCCAGAAGGUUCAAGCACAGUGACAGUUCAGUCUCCCAGUGGAGAGCUGAAGUUUGAUGUGAAUCAGGACAACAAACUGCUCUACCAGGAGAAGAUGCUGCAGGACACAACAGGAGAGUACAGUCUGGAGGUGAAGGGCACUGGAUGUGCCUCUGUUCAGAUUACUCUUCACUAUAACAUCCCACCUCCUCCUGAUGUCACUACGCUUAAUGUGGAGGUCAAACCAGAGUACGACACAUCUCAAAAACCCAAACUCACUCUGCUGAUUAAGUCACUGUACAGUGGAAAGGAAGACAACACCAACAUGCUGAUCCUUGAUAUCACCUUGCUUUCUGGAUUCAUCCCAGACUCUCAGUCUUUGAAGGAACUUGAAAGUGCUCUGCUGGUGAAUCGUGUUGAACAAAAGGAUGGUCACGUUCUGGUGUACUUGGAAGGGCUUAUGAAGGAUGUACCAGUCAACCUCAGUUUGGUACUUUUACAGCAGAUCCCAGUGCACAAUCUAAAACCAGCUGUGAUUGCCCUCUAUGACUACUACCAGCCAAGUGACCGAGCUGAGAGAGAAUAUACAGCAAUGUGACUGAUCAAGCUUGAAGAAUGAAGCUCGGCCAAUCCUGAAGUCAUCACUGAUUCCUGUUUCAAGUAAACUUUUACAAACACUGUUUAUGAACAGUGUCCUCGUGUUGUAGUUGGGUUAUAUUGAUAACUUUUAUUUUGUUAGUAUUUUGUCACACCUGUGUAACUGUGAAAUGUGCUCAUGUGACACAUGACAAAUGAUUACAAUAAAGAGAUUUGAUUGACCCUCCUAAAA
Austrofundulus limnaeus is the source of this 4603-nucleotide messenger RNA. Its product is annotated as alpha-2-macroglobulin. Bases 26 to 4372 code for a protein of 1448 amino acids. The record is from RefSeq and is a predicted model, not a curated record. The transcript is spliced from 37 exons. Gene Ontology annotation, cellular component: extracellular region. Gene Ontology annotation, molecular function: endopeptidase inhibitor activity. Lineage: Eukaryota; Metazoa; Chordata; Actinopteri; Cyprinodontiformes; Rivulidae.